AAACACAGCAGAACGGACGAGAAAUGAGCGGCGCGAGGCCAAGCGAGAAUGUAGAGAUAAAAAGGGAAGUCCACAGACAGCCAUCUGUUACGUGAAACCGCAACAACUCUUUUUUGUUUGUCCUUCGCGUUAUAUUUACUUCGUUUUCCGCUUCAAACCGAACCCCACCGGUAUCGCCGGAGCCGCCGUCACGCCGCCCCUCGACGCAACGGGACAACACAAUAGUUCCUCACGCACGACGGGAACGAUUUUUCAUUCAAGAUGGCCGUGGCCUUUUGUCGCUAAAGGAAGCAUGGCGCGACGGAUUCAAAGCAGCAGCGUCCGGCCGAGCCGACAGCGCGUCGAGCCGCUCGAGCUCGUCUCUAGAUGCCCCCACGUUCGUUUCCCACUGGGACCCGCCGAGCGGCCUUCGCCCCAGCGCCGGUGGUGAGCCGUUGGUGCCCGUGUUUCUGUCACGAGAUCGUCUUGACAAUGAAGGCCCGCCCUUGAAACACCGUCUUCCGCUGACCAGAGGACGGCAGGGGCGACCUUCCUCGACGGCAGCGAAACUCCGGUACUGUGUCGCCAAGUUUGCGCCGCUCUGUGCCGCCAAAGUGACGAGUGGUCGUUGCGCGAUCACUUCGCGUUUCCGACCCGCCGCAGGAUCAACACGAACCACAACAACAACAACAACAUUCACGCGGUGCGUUGUCGGGACGGUGUGAACCUCGGCGGGCCCGCUAGACCACAGGUCAUGUCUGCGACGGCGUCACCUCUGUCGUCUUUCCGCGUGCGCGUCAAGCAGGAGCCCGGGAGUGCGGCGAUCUGCUACGUGUGCAGCGCUCCGGGGGCCGACUACCCGGUCCAGUCCCGGGCAAGGGACCGCGGACCGUACUUCCCGUUCCUGGAGACGCACGUGCCGCCGGUGGGCGCCGAUAGACCCACCUCCGAGGGUGCCGUGCUCGCCUGUUCGGUGUGUUACUCGUUCCUCACGCAACAGUGGGAGGCCCACGAGCAGAAUCGGACGCCGCGCAACAAGCGCAUGUACUGGCUCAAGCGGAGCGACAACGGACCUUUCGCCGGCAUGGACACGGGCUCGCAGGCGCGCCAAGAGAGCCCGGAGCAGCCGACGUCGCCUCUUCAACCGACGGCGGCGCUCGACUUGAGUCUGCCGUCGUUGACGACGGCGCAGGCCCCGCCACCGUCUCCGCCACCGUCUACGGCGACGGCUCAGGCGACGCCGUCCACAGGUGAGCUGUGCUUCGUGUGCGGUUCGCGCAGCUCCUCGCUCACCAGCCUGUUCACCAAGCCGAUCGCCAACUGCCCGUUCUUCCCGAGCCUCGCGUCGCAUCUUCCGCCGCCGGGCGCCAGGCCCCCGGAUCCGGUGACCGGUCGUGCCGAGGCGUGCGAACAGUGCCACCGCAGCCUGCUCGAGCAGUGGGACGCGUACCAGCGGCGCGCGGCGCCGCAGGCCGAGCGCAAGUACCAGCUCCGGGCGAGAGCCUUCACCUGCUUCACGUGCGGACUGGAAUUCCCCGUGAGUGUACAGCGCGCUGUGUCGGCGCUGCCGACCCAGGACGGGGCGCCCGGGUUCGCCUUCCUGCGCGGCGUCGCCCCGCCGCCGGGCGCCCAGCCUCUCAGUGCCUCAGGGCAGGUCCUCGUGUGCUCCAUGUGCUUCAAGUCCCUGCAGCGGCAGCUCAGGGUCUUCGAGAUCUCAAACGUGCCCGAAGGCAAGCGACACUUCAAGAUCUUGCACGAGGCGUCCGCCACACAACCCUCUGUGCAGUGUGCCACGCCGUCGUCUGCGACGAUGCCGUCGUCUGCCAUAGUCCCCGGCAUGUCUACCGGUGCUGCGCCGUCUGCUACACCCAACAGUGUCCUCCGCAAGCAGCUGCUGUCCCCGCAGACCAAGUACCUAGGUUGCUAUCUCUGCGAGAAGAUUGGUCCGUUGCAGGCCCUUGUGGCGUGCGAGACCGGUCCCCCAACCGUCCCGGGCGUGCCAUACUUUCCGUUUCUUCGAGAGGUUACGCGCCCGAUUGCGGCACGACCUCCGGACAACCAAGGUCGCGUUCUGCUCUGUGCAGAGUGCAAGGCGGAUCUCCAGCACCAGUGGGAUGCUUUCGAGAGUGCGGGACUUCCUCCGAACCAGCGGCGGUAUCAUGUCCCCGCGCAGACCACGCCCGCACAGGCGGUAAUGCAGACGGCUUCGCUGCAGCAGACAGUGCCGUCCCAGGGUGUCGUCUGCUAUGUUUGUGGGGAGCAGACGACGGAGACUUUUCCGGUGUCGGGUCGUGACGACAGAAGUGGUGGGCCUUUCUUUCCAUUUUUGGAGAGUCACGUGGGUCCUGACGGCCUUUCAGGCACAGCCCAGGCCUGCACUUUCUGUUUUCACUCGCUGAUGGCUCAGUGGCUUGCGUACGAAAGCUCUCCCCACGCCGAGGAUGCUGUCAGGUCGUCACGUCGCUACAACACGCACCACUACGUCUGCUACAUCUGUGGUAUCACGACCUACAGGCGCCGCGUGCGCACCCUGACGGUGUGCGACUUCCCGUUCCUGCGGGAGCACCCCCGGCCGGCGGGUGCCCUCAGUCUCCGGGACGGCGUGGUGUCGUGCCUGACGUGCUCCGAGUCCCUGAGCAGCCAGUGGAAGGACUACGAGCGCAUGCGGGUGCCUGUCGAGAUGCGCAAGUAUAACUGGAUGGUGCUGCCGCCCCCUCCUGAGGAGACCCACGGGUCCGGUGGAUCGUCUCCCUCAAAUACGUCGGAUCAGAGUCUGGCAGCUGACCAAGGGUUCCCGUCCAAUCCGGGGUCGAAGCUCCUGCAGCCGACUGCAUCCAAGCCGAACCAGACGAGCCUGGCGCUGAACGCCACCCGGACGUCCAGUUUUGCCGCUGCGCUCCGCAAGCUCGCCAAACAGGCGGUGGACCCCGGCCUCGACAAGGAAGGCGUGCCCAGCCUGGGCCAGGGGCUGCCGUCGUCCAAGCGAGGUCCGUCUACCUUCGGCCAUGACCUCCACCCCCUCCCCUCUCCGCCCCUCGCCACCUCUGGCCUCGUUCCGGAGACCAGGAAGGCCCUGGACCUGGGUAGCCUGGCGAGCCAGCAGCACCGGCUGGAGGCCGCCAAGAUGGACUCCCCCGCCGCCAUGGACUUCCUGGCCGCCAAGCGACUGGCCGGACCGCCGGUGCCCGACAGCCGGCAGGACUGUCAGAGGGGCUUCCAGCCCUACAGGAGCAACAGUGGCAACAGUGCGGGCAACCCGCCCGACGACCACCGGCACCCCGGCGGCUUGGCGCCCCUGCACCCACUGGCGCCCUUCGAGGCCGGGCCGUACGGCUACCACCCUCCCCCCUUCCUGCCCCCACACCUGGGACACCCUGCCUACAGGCUGGAGGACCCCAUGUGCCAGUACGGCCUGCUGCGCCCUGCGCCCCCGAUGGUGUCGGCACCGGCCAUGCCGCCCUUCUACCGGUACCCGCCAGCCAUGCAGCAGCAGCUGCCCGGCACACUCGAAGGACGCAAGGACGCCAGCCACGGGAUGGGGGCGCCCUCGAGAGCCAACGAAUCGCCGCCCGACAGUCUCGGUCCCCUGGGGCUCUCGGAGUCCCUCGGCAACAGCCCCGCCCCUCUGCUGAGCCCUUUGAACCUGGCCGGCGGCGGAGGUGGUGCAGUCCCCAUGGGGCUGUCUCAGCCUGCCCCGCCCCCUCACCUGAUUGGACCUCCCGUGGGGGAAGGGCUCGUGCUGGGAGGGGCCAACGACCCCUGGAGGCAGUCCCUCGGACCCCUAGACUCCUCCCACAAGUCUUCGAAAGAGGGCUUCCAGGCGCUGCCGGCCUGCUAUACGGCCACCCCUCGACAGCAGCAGCAGCAACAGCAUCAGCAGUCACACCGGGCGUGCAGCAGUCCGGCCUCCCCUUCCGGUGCCCCGACCUCCCUGACCCGGUCCCCUCCGAGGCUAGAUCCCGAGAGAGCACCCACCGUUGUCGCCGCUGCAGUUCUGAGCCGGAUCGACUUGGCAGAGCGCCGGAGGCGUGCGGCCCGCGCCCGGAACUCUGGAGCAGAAAGCGACUCGGACGGUAGCCUGGACGACUCGGACGGAGAGUGCGGGCCCCGGGAGCGGCCCGUCGUCUGGUCCGGACCUCCUCUGCGGCUCGACCUCAGUCCCAGGAAGCUGCAGUUUUUCCGCCAUGUGGGUCUCACGAGCCAUCAGAAGAGGAGAGAGCUGGAGCUGCAGCACUUCCUGCGCCACUGGACGCGCCUGCACGGGAGCGAGGGCGGGCAGGGGCCCCGAGUUGCGUCGCCUUCGUUGCCGCGUCUCGGCGGCGGAGACGGCGGCAAGGCGGGGGCCGAGAGGGUGCCGUCGCCACGGCAACGACCGCCCCGGCAACUGUCGCCACGACGCCUGUGCAAGGAGCCGGACUUCCAGCUCAAGAAGCAGUUCCUGCUGCUGCUCGGACUUUCGACGUGCGGCGCCGGAGGGGAUGAGGAGCGCGAGACCAUCUGGAGGGCCAUCAUGAUGGAGCGCUCUCACCGCAACGGCUCACUCUCCCGGAUGGGCGGCUACUCUCACCGGCCAGGCUACCUGCAGAGCAGGUGCCUGAAGCGCAAGCUCCCCUGCGUGUCCGCCGGCAGUGCACAGCGCCAGAACGGCGUCUGCUCGGACGGCAGUCCCCCUCGCAAGGUGCCCGCGCCCCCGGCCAAAAUGGCGGCCCCCGUGCAGCUUAAAGUGCCUGGCAAGCAGCAGCAGCAGCAGCAGGGCAAAGGCUUUGCCCAGGAGUUUCACGAUUCUGUGCUCUUAGACACACAUUUGCACCAGCAGCUCAAGAAGCGAGGCCCCCGCUGCCAGCGCCCCACCUACUCCAUCUUCCACAAGAGGCCCCCCGUGGCCCCUCCGGAGGAGGCUGACGAGGGCGAGGAGGACGGCCCCCCGAGAACGGGGACCCCAGAGGCAGGCGGUGCAACGUCCGCGGCAGAGGCGGGGUCCCGCGUCAGGCCCCCUUUCCCCUGGCCCGGGGUUCAGGGCGUCGUGGAGGCGUACGCCCACUACCGACAGGAGCGCGAACUGGAGCGUUCCCUGCUCUCGAGCCGACAGCGCCAGCUGCAACAGGAGCAGCACCGAUUGCAGCAGGAAGCACAGGCCCUGAGUGCAUGCAUGGCGGAGCUGUACGAGAACAAGAAGCUGCUGGACGGGGAGCGCCAGACCAAGCAGAUGACCAUUGACAAUCUCAAGAAGUGCCUGCGCCUGGUCCGGAACUGAGGACUGCCCCCUUCCCUUCUCCCGAGGCAUUCCAGGGAGGUCCCUCCCACUGCCACACUCGGAGGGGGGACGGACCGCUCUGAACAAGACAAAGGACCAAAGAUGCACACGAGUCAAUCCAUCGAGUCAUUUCCCCGCGCCCCCUCGAAGGCACACGGAGCCACUGGACACCACGACCACUCACUAGGACUCAACGAUGCCGAACUGGCUUUGAAACGGAUUCGGCUCGCGGCGGCGAGCAGAGCAGCUUGGACCCAAGUGCGGCGAUGACAAUGCAACCAGCGAAUAGGACUGCAUUUCUAGAUCAAUCAGGAAAAAACGAAAAAUCCUCUAGACAUUCUUUUGGUGAUCAUUUUUGCGAUUCGGAAUCGUGCGGAAGACUUGCCGCGUUUCAGAAUUCUGGCUUCGAGGGAGUGGCCUGUAUAUUUCGCUCUUGUGAGGGUCUGCGUUCGUGCUCUCGACGUUGUUCCAUCGUCGAACAGACGGAUCCUCGGUGCAGAUUGCGACAGGAGAUGAGGGGCUCGACCCAGCUGAUCAGCGAUGACGAUACUUCUUUGAAGCGUGAUUCUGUCGGGAUUUCGUGCGAGGCAGCGAUAUUUCAUUCUUUCUGUUCGCUAAAAUAUGAAUGCAGGAAAAUGAAACUGAAGAAGACUUUUUCUUUAGUGCAAGUCGAAACAUAGUGAAAAAUCGAGUUUCCGGGAUAAGAUCAGUUCCAGAAUGCAGAACUCUAGAUUCAACUCACUCUAGUGGUGGUUUGUUGCAUAAAUAUCUUGCAUACAGAAACUUCCAGCUCGGAUCAUUUUACUGAUGUGAACUCAUCUCCACAACUCCGGGAAAGUCCAGUGGCUCCGCCGCGGCCCUCUGGCGCCAGGUUCUGCUUCACGCCCAACAUUGAACGGCAAUGGAGGUAUAGCCACAAACGCUAGCCGUAGUCGUAGCCAUUUUAACACGCUAGGACUUUGCCAACUUUUGGCCGACAGUAUUGCUUUUGCUAGCAGACGAGCCCCGGGCGAGUGGCCCGCCCUGUUGCGGAAGUCUGUCUGCGGCAUACGACGAACAAGCAGACACGUGCAGAGCGCUUGCUACUUUACAUGCACUCUCUCUUUAGCGUGUUGCAAGUUUACAUUUUUUUUAAAGUCAAAUUGAGUAAAAGGCGGUCCGGUUUCGUACAGCGGAUCUCUUUUUCGAAGUGGUAGAAAACCGGCGACUGCUUCCUCAAACAUUCAGUCGAAAGAUUUUGAAUUAAGCUUGCAUCAAAUUUUUGGAUAGCAAACGCAAGAGCCCAGACUCUCCGAGGCGCAUAGUCAUUUACACGCACAUUUACGUGUGAAUGACCAAACAUGUAUUGGCCACAUGUCGGCGACACGAGGAUGCGUGUGCUGCCCACAACAAAAUGCGGCGAUGCGGACGUUGGGCCGCCGUCUUGGAACAAAAAGUGGCGGCGUACGUGUCGGACAGGACGCGAGUGUGGCAGUGGUUGGCGGGGGCGGUCUCGUGGGGCAUUGUUCUGCAUUUGGCUUGCACCAGCACGAAGACGCACCCCCCUCCCCCCCGGUAGGAAGAGCCACUACUACUUCUUCGAACUAUGUACAUGUACUCCAUGCAUCAUUUUAAAGAGUCCUCGUUUUCUUACCUCCUCUUCAUUGAUAAAAGCGUUUUCUAUCGAGCCGUUAUUUAUGAAAUAAAAAAAAAUGAUGAAACCUUGA
Ixodes scapularis (black-legged tick) is the source of this 6939-nucleotide messenger RNA. RefSeq names its product genetic suppressor element 1. Lineage: Eukaryota; Metazoa; Arthropoda; Arachnida; Ixodida; Ixodidae. The record is from RefSeq and is a predicted model, not a curated record. The coding region runs from base 734 to 5233 and encodes 1499 amino acids. The transcript has 19 exons.